Ictalurus furcatus (blue catfish) is the source of this 1102-nucleotide messenger RNA. Its product is annotated as epithelial cell adhesion molecule. Gene Ontology annotation, cellular component: membrane. Lineage: Eukaryota; Metazoa; Chordata; Actinopteri; Siluriformes; Ictaluridae. The transcript has 8 exons. The record is from RefSeq and is a predicted model, not a curated record. Bases 135 to 932 code for a protein of 265 amino acids.
CAGAAGCAGGGUAGAACAGGUCUGUUCGGUUUGUUAGGAGUAACUCAGCAUCCAGGAGGUACAUUAAAUUAAAUUAAAGCAAUUAAAGCAAGCUUAUUGGUGGAGCAGACCCUGCUGUGCUCAUCGGUAGUAACAUGAUUUCUGUUGUGGGCCUUAUGCUUUUUUUGCUCUCCUUUUCUGGAUCAUCAUAUGCAUUGAUUCCAAAAUGCUUCCAGAUGAAAGCAGAAAUCUACCACAUCCGGCAAUCACCAUUCACAGAGAUUAAUGUAACAACCCUGGCUGAUGGCGAUGGGCUGUAUGAUCCAGAGUGUGAACCCAAUGGACUCUUCAAGGCUAAGCAGUGCAAUAACAGUGAUGUGUGCUGGUGUGUGGACAGUGCAGGUGUGCGCCGAUCUGAAAGCAGUGACAGAAACCUUCAGUGUGAGGAGCUACUUGGGCCAAACUGGGUUCGUAUUGAGGUGAAACACAAGGAGACCAGCAACCCCUUGGAGCGUUCCCAGUUGCAGAGGGCUAUUGCCAGUGCCUUUCAGGAACGAGACAAUGUAGAAACAAUGAAUAGUAAAACUGAAGUCAAGUAUGAUGUUGAUGCUCGUCUCAUCACCUUGGAGUUGAGGCAAAACCCUGAUGAUCAGACACAGGAUCUGACCUACUACAUGGAGAAAGAUGUUGUUGUGAAGUCGCUCUUCAAUGAACAAAUGAAGUUUGAACCAAUCAUCGAAGGGGAAAAACUGGAGAUUGAGAGCAUCAUGGUUUACUAUGUGGAUGAGAAGAAACCCCAAAAUAGCAUGCAAACGCUCACUACAGGCCUUCUAACUGUCAUUGGUGUGUUCAUCCUGGCAGCUUGUGUUGGGCUCCUGAUUCUGUUUCUGAUCAGAAGACAAAAGAUGGGCCAAUAUGAAAAAGCUCAGACAAGUGAAAUGGAGGAGAUUUAGGUACUGAACUUCAAGCUGGUGGAAAAUGAUGAUGCAACAAAACACCUGAUGAUUAUAAAUGCAUAAAUUGUUCAUGAAUAUAUAUUUAUGCUAUUGUCACUUUGCUUCUCUUUUCCUUUUUCUCUGAGUAAUAUAUUUUAAAUGAAUCCAUUCAAAUAAAGUUCUACAUC